Messenger RNA from Lepus europaeus (European hare), 2267 nucleotides. RefSeq names its product solute carrier family 29 member 1 (Augustine blood group) (gene SLC29A1). Gene Ontology annotation, biological process: uridine transmembrane transport; nucleoside transmembrane transport. NCBI's taxonomy places the organism in Eukaryota, Metazoa, Chordata, Mammalia, Lagomorpha, Leporidae. The record is from RefSeq and is a predicted model, not a curated record. Gene Ontology annotation, cellular component: plasma membrane. The coding region runs from base 325 to 1695 and encodes 456 amino acids. Gene Ontology annotation, molecular function: nucleoside transmembrane transporter activity. The transcript is spliced from 14 exons.
CGGGUUUGAAAAGUGCUCGGGCGGGCGCGGGAAGCUGCGGAGAGGGCGCGCAGAUCCCAGUGCUGGAGGACUCCUUCUCCUCCAGACCCUCAUCCAGGAGCCCACGGACAAGUCCUGUCGCCCGAGCCUGGGCUGGGACCACCUCCUAGGGACCGCCCAGGCCCCCUCUGCCUCGGCCCUUCUGCCAGUGAGCCUGGGCAUCCGAGACUCAGGCCGGCUGUGGGGAAGCAGGGCCAGGACAGGGCCUCACUGUGCCUCUAACCCCAGCAAGUGCCAGAGGGAGGGAGCUGUGAGCCGGGCACCACCGACAACACCGCCGUCACCAUGACGACCAGUCACCAGCCACAGGACAGAUACAAAGCUGUCUGGCUUAUCUUCUUCAUGCUGGGGCUGGGCACACUGCUCCCCUGGAAUUUUUUCAUGACGGCCACUCAGUAUUUCACAAACCGCCUGGACAUGGCCCAGAACAUGUCCUUGGUCACUGCUGAGCGGAACAAGGACAUCCAGGCCUCGGAUGCCCCCGCAGCGCCGUCGCCAGAGCACGGCCCUCUCAGUGCCAUCUUCAACAACGUCAUGACCUUGUGUUCCAUGCUGCCCCUAUUGCUCUUCACCUGCCUCAACUCCUUCCUACAUCAGAGGAUUCCCCAGUCGGUCCGGAUCCUGGGCAGCCUGGUGGCCAUCCUGCUGGUGUUCCUGGUCACAGCCAUCCUGGUGAAGGUGCAGAUGGACGCUCUGCCCUUCUUUGUCCUCACCAUGGUCAAGAUCAUGCUCAUAAACUCGUUUGGCGCCAUCCUGCAGGGCAGCCUGUUCGGUCUGGCUGGCCUCCUGCCCGCCAGCUACACGGCCCCCAUCAUGAGUGGCCAGGGCCUGGCCGGCUUCUUCACCUCGGUGGCCAUGAUCUGCGCCAUCGCCACUGGCUCGGAGCUGUCAGAAAGUGCCUUCGGCUACUUUAUCACAGCCUGUGUGGUUGUCGUUCUGACCAUCAUCUGUUACCUGGGCCUGCCCCGGCUGGACUUCUACCGCUACUACCAGCAGCUCAAGCUCGAAGGGCCCGGGGAGCAGGAGACCAAGCUGGACCUCAUCAGCAAAGGAGAGGAGCCGAGAGCAGGCAAGGAGGAGUCUGGAGCCACAGCCCCCAGCUCCGAGUCUGCCAGCAAAGGCCACUCCAUCCGAGCCAUCCUCAAGAACAUCUCAGUCCUGGCUUUCUCCAUCUGCUUCAUCUUCACCAUCACCAUCGGGAUGUUUCCCGCUGUGACCGCUGAUGUCAAGUCCAGCAUCGCCGGUGCCAGCGCCUGGGGGAACUACUUUAUUCCCGUAUCCUGUUUCUUGACUUUCAACAUCUUUGACUGGCUGGGCCGAAGUCUCACGACCGUCUUCAUGUGGCCUGGGAAAGACAGCCGCUGGCUGCCGGGCCUGGUGCUGGCACGGCUGGUGUUCGUGCCGCUGCUGCUACUGUGCAACGUGCAGCCGCGCCACUACCUGGCCGUGGUGUUCGAGCACGACGCCUGGUACAUCUUCUUCAUGGCCGCCUUCGCCUUCUCCAACGGCUACCUCGCCAGCCUCUGCAUGUGCUUCGGGCCCAAGAAAGUGAAGCCGGCUGAGGCCGAGACGGCGGGAGCCAUCAUGGCCUUCUUCCUGUGUCUGGGUCUGGCGCUGGGGGCCGUCUUCUCCUUCCUGUUCCGGGCGAUUGUGUGACCACAGAUGGACAGAAGGACUGCACUGCCUGCCUGCCUCCUGUCCCCUUCCCUCGUCCUGCCCGGGCUGGGCACGAGUGGCCUGGAGGUUUUCUCUUCUAGCUGACUUCUGCUUGCUGUGCUGGGCCCGGCUGCCCGGGCCUUGAGGUCACAGCCUCUGUGGAUGGACGUUGGGGACGCUGUGGCCUUUUAAGGGGCGCAGUCAGGGAGGGGUGCAGCCUCUGCACUUGCGUGAGUACCCCCACACCUGGCUGUGAGUGAUCCCUGCAGGACAGGCUCCUGGGCUCAGAGGGGAUGUGUGUAUCAGGUCCGUCUGUCUGUCUGCCUGGACGGGGACGGGUGGGGGAACCCAGGGGACAGGACUGACCGUUGUAGGGUCUGAUCCGAUACCCCCCUCCUCCUUCCUCCCCGUGCCCGCCUGCCCCUCCCUGUGCCCCCCUUCCCAUACUCCCACGCCUCAUCCCUACCCAUCAUGCACCCUGUACAGUGCCGUUUUACUGCCUUUUUUAUACUCGACAGAAACCAGGUGCCUUCAGAGGCUCUCUGAUUAAAUAAACAUUUUUGUCUCCUCAA